AUUUGCGCGCGAGAACUGAGUUGUCUUGCUUUAAGUAACAAAACAAUGACAAUUAUAAACAGAAUACGUGCUUUAUUGGUCUGUUACGAGUAUGAUUUGUAAUAAUAUAUUGUGCAAGUACAGUUAGUGUGUAAUUAAUAGAAGCGUAUCAAUUUUCUGACUAACGGUAAUUUUAAAAUGUUGGCAGUCUAAAAUAUGGACAGAAAACACUCAAACCUGCGCAGGCCACCACCAAGACUUCGUUACUUCAAAAGUAAUGAAAGGUCGUGUUCAUAUCAAAAGGGAAAUGUUGUGCGCAACAUCGCUGCCUGCUUUGACGAGCUGGAAUCUUCAUCUGAUACAGGGUGUGAGCUGUCUCCACUGCCCAAGACCAGGACCCUAUCAGAAGAUGCAGAGGUGCUAAGUAUAAUGUUGCUACCAGUAACGGAGACUUCUGAGAAUCCAGUGUGCAGUGAGAAGAGUCCAUCUGAAGAGUUUGUCCCAGAGAAUAUAUCAAGCCCAGUAGGUCUGGCAGCAGAAAACGAUGAUGGACACGGGGAAGGGAGAGAGAGGGUUUCUCCCCUGCUUUUUGAGACAGAGGGUGAAGUUCCAGCGAGCGAUGCUGUGAAGACUGCACUGUCUAAGAAAGCACAGUUGACCAGAAAGGAUUUUGAUGAGUCCAGUGAAAGUGAGAUGGAAUCUCCUCCAACACAAUUUGUUUUAGGGAAACAUCCAAAAGCUCCAACUGGCGGCAAAGAGCAAAGAAAGGCAUCCUGUCCAGGUUCAAGUGAUGAGGAGUUUCUGUCCUUGCAAAGUAAGAAGAUGUGUGUGACCCCAGUUGAACCAUCGCAGAAUAUCCCAUCUUCAGAUGAGAUGAGAGUAGCUGCAUCUAAGGAUUAUGAAGGUGAGCCAUCAGCUGCACCUGUGAAAUCGAAGGAUCACCUACACCUCAAACAGUAUGGAAACAAAAUUGUGUCAUCCGAGGUCAAGCCAUUAAAAGAAGGAAGAGAAUGUUCAGCCUUCAUCCUAAAACUGAAAGAUACUGGUUGGUCAAAGUCAGUUGGUUUUAGGAAAAAGACAUCACUUGUUCCGGUUUCUCCGCAAUUAGAAGCCGACGAAGACUUUAUGAUACUGGAAGAUGAAAAUCUGAAAAGUCCACGUUGGUUUUCUAUUCCAAGGAGGACGGAAUUAAAGAAAAAUAAGCUUCUACAGGAAGAUGAUACAGAGGCAGUAAAACAUAACAAAGAGGGGAAUGUAGCAGAAGUAGCAGCAGAUGAAAACCAUAGUCUGCCUCAAAGUUCAGUGAAUAAGCAAAAGCACAGUAAGAGUGCCAAGCGCAAGAAAACCAAUGAACUUACCACUGUUGACCAGAAGACAAAAGGAAAAAGAAUAAAGGGUGUUGAUAAAAAACAUUCAGACAUUCCUGUCACUGUACAAUCAAAGACCCCACAGAAAUGUUUGGAAGGUCUGGCAGAGGUGGUUGGUCAUACAGAGAUGCAAGUUGCUGACAUUGCAGAGGAAGAUGAAGAUGUUCCUUCACCAUGUUCGGCAAGCAGCAUUGAAACUUAUGAACAAGCUGACAAGAAAAAUAAGAAGACAAAUGUGAAACAGAAAGAGAAAUGUCUAAAAGGAUCUAGGAAGAAACCUGUGAGUCAGAUGAAGGGUCAAGAGGUGGUGCCAUCAAGUAAGCCUGCGACUGAUAAUGAGGUAGCCCCAGAAGACCAUAAACUGAGCAACAGGAAGAGACACAAGCCUGUAUCUAAUUGUCCUGUUAACCAAGAAGAGCAGACCGACAUAUUCAACAAUGAAAUCCGCAGCUCAGUAUCGGAAAAGAAAACGAAACCAAGCAAAGCCGUGGAGUCAACAAUCCCAGAAACAAUCCCGUCUUCUGCUGCAGAACAAGCGGUGGCUCAGGAUAUUGACAGCAUGCAACCAAAACCGACAUCCGUUUAUAGAGCCGGGGAAAAGAAACGGGCCUCAAAGAAAAACUUGGGAAGCCGCAGACACUCAAGGAAAUUAAAAAAAACAGUGACAGAAGUCCUUGGUCUGUCAGAAGAAUGUGAGGAGGGAGUGGUAAAUGGAGGUGAUGACGACCAAGGAUACAACGAUCCCUCACCUUAUCCAGAUCAACGCUGUGCUCCCACUCCAGAGAAGAAACAGAAGAAGUAUAAAGAGAAACUAAGGAGUAAACUCUCAGAAAAAUCUGUAAAUCUUGAGAGUGACAGGGUGGGUACAUCCCUGACUGUCUCUGAGAAUGAAGCACAACAGAAAUGUCAUGAAAUGGGCAAAAGGAGGAGACAGAAGCCUGGAUCCUGGUGGCUUGUUAACCAAGAGGAACAGAACGGGAAGCAGAGUCAAAGGCAAGCCCCUGCCCGGCACGCAAUACCUGACUGGCCUCGACAGCCCACACACCGGAGCCAUACAAGUCACGCUCAAAGUCCCUUGCUAGAGAAACAACAGAGAACUCCUCUUGGCCCGCUGGAAGGUGAAGAAUCUGAGGUCCUUGCUAAAAGCUCUUCUCGACAGCACCACCAUCAAAAAACCUCAAAGAAACGCACAGCUAAAGUUCUACCAAAACCACGUGGGGCUCCAAAAUCAUCUAAAAAAACUUUAAGAAACAGUGCCGAUAUCCUGAAUUCUGCAAAGCCUCGGGACAACUCCCUCCAAACCUUUAUAAGGCGAAACAAUUUGCUCGCACCGAGGAAUAUCAGAACGUCUUUGGCCUCUUUUGGUUCCAUUUUCACCCCAGUCAGUAAAAAAACUACCCCAAAUGCCAGACGCGGUGUCUCAAGGAAAUCUGUCGGCUUACCCAUAAUAGAAUUGCCUUCCUGGGGGGAGCAAUACGUUUCUGCCAGCCAUGGUAGACCUAGUUGUGAUUACUGUCAAGGUGCCGGUGACUACCUUACAAAUGACCAAAAUGCCAACUGUGUGAGCACAGGGCCCAGAGCAGGUAUUAGCCCAAGCUGUCCCAGUGCAAAAUCCCCUGCCAUGGCAACACAUUUAAAACAGAGUGGACCCAGGAAUCUGACUGUGGACAAUGGAGGGAUGCACCAGUGCGAUGAACUGCUGUGUGAAGUUGAUGUUUGUAAAGGCUUUAAGAGUGGCCCAUCCUCAAUGAUGGAAGUUGAAGAAAAAACUGUGCCAUCGAGUCUGAACGUUCCCCAUAUUCUGUCAGAGAUUCAGAUGUGUGGGCCGCCACUAAGGCCUAUGGCCUUGCUGAUGGAAGACAGGCAGGACCUUGUUAAGUGGCUCAAAAAUGUUUGGCCCUCUCCAGAUGGUGCUGAGGUAAUCACCCCUGAACACUUCCAGUGGUUUGCAUACCGUGGAAGAGCCAUGGGAUACAGGACUGAUUUGCUUUAUGACACGUUUUCUAAUGGAAAGAUUCUGCUUGGCUCUUAUAUGAAAAAGCCUCUGCAGGUGGAUAACAAUGCAAUAUAUGUUUACAACAUACUGACAAGUACUGUUUGUGUAACUAUUAAUGGAGUGAAGACGGAUCUUUCCUCUGGAGAAACAUUUAUGGUUCCCUGUGGGCAUGCAUAUGGAAUGCGCAAUCUCACGGCAGAACCUGCUGUGCUUCUGUACCACCGGAUGCUGGCAGAAAACUGUGAGAGCGGGGAGGAAGAAAGGAGCACGUAAUGUGCUGGGAAAUGCUAUUCAGAUCACAAGCCUCGUUCUCCCUGUGGUGCCCAUUUGAGGAUAGCCUUUUGUUCACAGGUGGCAUUCCUUUAAUAGCACGGCUACUUGCGGUAAUACUAUAUCUGGGAGUUGUGAAAUAUUUAAGUUAGGGGAUGGCAGUGCUUUAUGCAAUUAAUACAAUGCUUCAUUACUGUGUUGCGGCAAAUGCAGUUUUCUGUCAGGUGGUCUUAACUGCACCAGUAUGCACUGGCUUACUUUGUGGGGGUGGGACAGGGAAGUUGAUGUGAAAUUACCUUCUCUGCUUUAAUUGAAAGCCAGUUUGAGCAUUAUAAAGUUAUUUUAAAGAUGCGCCAUAACAGUUAAUAUAACAUUUCAGUGUCUUUCACAUGUAUAGUAGUGUUUUGAAUUUUAAAACAAGCAGAUAUUUGCAUCCUGGUGAGCUAAGGAUAUGAUAGCAAAUAUGGCUUGUUCACUUGUCAGGGGAUUGGGUGUAAUGGGCUGUAAACUGCUGGCAAGCAAAAUGUAUACUGUUUAGCUUUUCUGAACUUUUUUUUCUUUUUUUUUUCUUUUAGUCACAGAGCAACCUGAGUUUGUUCUGUGACUAGUUUAUAGCUUUUAGGAUUUAAAGUCAUUGAAUGUCGCCAUAAUGUAGCCUUCACCACAACUUGUGUUCAGCCAGGGCCAGAUGAAAGAACUUGGGUGAAGUAUUACAGAGUUUGGUUAACCUUUUAAAACUGUAUCCAGGAUACAUGAAGUUACAGAUUAGUCGUAGAUUUGUGUCCCUAUAAAAUUCUGUUUUCCUUUAUUAAUGCAUUAGAUUGUGGAGAGGCUAGUUGUGGCUUAUAGUUGAUAUGUUGUCCAAUGCUUAGUUGUAGUUGCGUUACCAUUAAAUGUAACUAUAAUCAUUUAUACAGUUAAAAGUAUUGGUACAGUGACACAAUUUUUGUUGUAUUGGAUCUGUACUCCAAGAUAUUAGAUCUGAAAUAAACAAAUGAAUUAGGAGGUUAAAGUUCAGACUCCGCUUUAAUUAGGAGGCAGCUACAUCCAUAUUGGUGUAAAUGUAUGAACUGCAGCCAUUUUUAUGCAUAGGCCCCCAUUUUAGGGGAGCAAAAAUAACCGAACAAUUGACUGCUGUUUUUUGGGCAGCUGCAUCAUUAGUUUAUGCACACGAAAGCUAAGAAAAUGUUGAGAGGUAAAAACAUUGGGUGCCUCAAUACUUAACUGUAUUUUGUAAUAAUUUGCAAUGUGAUAAUUAUUUUUAUUUUUGUAAUUGUGUGAAAAGUCUCUUAAAGAGUGUGUCUAACAUCCCUGUCUUGUAUUUUGUAAUUUUGAUGAUAAACAUGUUGGAACGUUA
Messenger RNA from Anguilla anguilla (European eel), 4969 nucleotides. RefSeq lists its product as uncharacterized. The record is from RefSeq and is a predicted model, not a curated record. NCBI's taxonomy places the organism in Eukaryota, Metazoa, Chordata, Actinopteri, Anguilliformes, Anguillidae. The transcript has 18 exons. The coding region runs from base 196 to 3615 and encodes 1139 amino acids.